CUCAACUCAACACACAGUCGGUAGGAAGGCCGGUCGUCGCACGAAAUUGGAAAGUGCAGCAGCGAGCUGUCGAUCGACUCGACUCAAUUCGAAACAUCGCGGUCUCUUAACGCACCAACAUCGAUUUAACAAACCCGACUGCCGUUGUAUUUUUGUGUAUCCAAUGUGCGAUUGAGAUGUGACAUUAGGGACAUAGGUAUUCAAGUGUGCGCGAGAUAUUUGGUUCCGCGGUGUUUGUGGGAGAUUUGCAAGACUCGAAGUGCGAUGCCAUAAACUUUUUUAACUGCCAGAAGACUAUUGUAUAACACAUUAACGAUACAUACAGAUGUGGGCGCAUUGGGCAUGUUAAAUAAUUUGCCGCCCCUACUACCGCACAUAUUUCCGUCUUCUUGGCUAAUUUUCGUGAUCAGAAUGAGGGAUUUCAAGAUGUACAAACGACAGCUGUCAGGCUUUGUGAUAUUCUGGACGUUAUUAACAGCUCUUCACAGGAAUGUGGAAGCAAAUCCUACGAAACGACUCAGCCGAAUGGUGAGGGAAGUGUACCCGGAAAUAGAGCCGGAAAAUGAAGGAAAUCAGGCGCAGGUGUGCAUCGUCGGAGACCUAGUUUAUGGAGCAGAGGAGGCUGUCCCUGCCGAGCAGCCCUGCUUGAAAUGCAGAUGCCAACCGCCAGGAGUGCAAUGCGAGACUAUACAGUGCGUGAAGAAACCCGGGUGCAAAGCCAUCCAUAAGCCUAACAAGUGCUGUCCCGACUACCAGUGCGAAUGCGAACACAACGGAAAAUUCUACGCAAACGGUGAAAAACUAGAAACGCCACCCGGUGGAGAAUGCAAGGUCUGUUACUGUAGGGGUGGAGAGGUGCAAUGCGCUGAGGUUUCCUGCUACAUAAGGAAAGACUGCGAGGGAAAACGAGUACCUGGAAAGUGCUGCCCCAAAUACGACCACUGCCCCCCAAUAGAUCCACUUCCGGGCAGAUCUCCAUACACGACGGAAAUAAACCCCUCGAAUGUAGACAAGGAAAGCUUCGAACCCUGGUCUGCCACAAAAGUUUCCCUAAACACCACAGAAGAGAUCUUGAGCCCGACAUCCCUCGACAUCCAAGACGAAAAUAAAAUCCCAGACACAAACUAUUAUGAAGCAACGACACCUAGCUUCAAAUUAACAGAAGUGGAGGAUCUUCAAAAAGAAUCGUUCCUUCCCAAAAUAACCAUUCAAGAAAUUAUCCCGGAACGCAAAGAAAUUCCAAUAACUGCUCCUCCUAAAGUGGAGCCUGAGCCGCAGGGAACUUUAAUUAUAGAGGAAGCAGAAGAAUUCCUCAACCACUCCAACGAUUUGGUUGUCACAGACGUUGACACCGACUCGAGCGAGAUAUCCGAAGUUUUCCAACAUCCUCCGCCGAUUCUGAGGAUCGGUGACAAACUGUUGUUCCUCAAGAAAGGUGAACUGGUGCCAGAGAAAGAUACGAGCACUCCUAGCUCCGUGAUAACAAUAAUAGGAGCAGAGGGACUGCAACGGGGAGGUUUUGAAGACAGCGGGGAAGUUCACGAAGUAAACAUUCCAAAGGAAAGUGAAGACACCGAUCUUACCACCAACGCUACUUUAGUUGAAAAAGUCGAAGUGCUGUCUGAAAGUAAUGGCUUCUUAGGUAAUCCUGACCAAAGUCUGGAUUCCAACGCUAGCGCCUCGGAAGUAAACACAGCAGCUCCUUACCCUAUUUUGCCUUUAUUUACGACCAAAAACUCACCCUCUACCACCACAACGGAAACUUCCACCACAGAAUUUGAAGUUGCAAGUUCCACAACAGAAACCAAUGUUCCGCAGGAUGGUUCCCUUCCAAGUUCUAGUCAAGAGAUUUCAAAUGAUACCAAUGGUACACCCGACAGCACUGAUCUACCAGAAACCACCGUAGAGGCUCUAGACACCCUUACCACUGAGGAAAUAAAAAAUAUAACAGAAGCAACACCUGCAGCUGAAGUGGAUCAUGCUUCAGAAGCGAAAGAAUCAGCUCCGAGUAGCACAAAAACCUACGACAUAAUACCAGAACAAAAUCCCGCAUACCCUCCCAUACCGGACAUAAUGACGAUAAAUACCGAUGACACCUCACAAAGAUUCGACAUGGAUCACACUGAAAAAGAAUUUCCAGCUUAUGAGCCUUCAACUAUAUCUCCUAAUUUCAAGAUUUUACCAGAGAUAUUGGAAAUAAGAAGCAACAAAACAGUGCCAACGAAUAUGACGCAUGGAGAAUGGCUGAAGUUAAAUCCACAGACUUUGAUCAACUAUGAAGCAACCCUACCUGAUGAUUUACUUAACCAACCUGCCCCAACUGAUGCUGACGACAGUACGGAAGCCUCAAAAGAUACUAACAUUACAGUACCAGAAACAACAACUGAAACGUUGACCACGACUGAAGCUACGGAAGCUAGUACUACUGUAACAGAAGUAGUAACUAAUUACAACAAGAAAUCAGAAACAAUUGCAAUGCCAACCACAAAUACUCCGGACAAAGAGGAGGAGAGUGCAAGGUCCACUGAGAGCCUGGAGGAGUCGAGUGAAGAAAAAAGGGAAUCUACAACAAAAAAGAACAGCCACGCCUCUAUAACAACCAAUGAGGACGCAAGCAUUGAAAACGAAAAAGAAGAUUCCUCAGAGGCUAAGGAUAUGUCGUCAACUAGAGACACAGUGAAUAAUAGUAGCGGCGAAGAAACAACGCCAUCUGUUUUAACCGAUCCCAGUAUGAUAGACAAAGAGUUUAGUGAUCCCAACCAAAACAAAACCAACACCGACGACGUGGAAUUCGUGGAUGCUGUAAAAACGAAAAAACCCGUCAUUGAAAGAAAUAUCGAGUUUGCGGAAACCGUAAACACGAACAAACCUGUCAGGAUAAGGAACGCCGAUCCGGCGGAGCCCUUACCAAAGCCUGAAAAGCUUAUUUUACCCUCGAAGAUCAUCACUAAGAGAGAGAAUGAUCCUGAAGAAGGAUUAGACGUUCUGAAGCAGCUAAGCAAGGAUAUAAGCGCAGAAGUAACAGAAAGGAAUCUGUCUAGUGAGGAAGAAGAAAGGGAAUCGCAAGAAAUCUUCAAGCAACUGUUAGAAGACACGAGUACCUCAAAACCGAAGAAAGAAUUAAACAGCGACGAAGUUGAAUCGGUCCUGCAAAGAAUUACUGGUACGUUUGCUCAACACGCGUUAAGGGGACAGAAUCCUGGUCAGGCGAUACUCAGAUUUUUAAGAAAUCAAGACAGUAGAAAAUAGACCCGUACAUGUGUUUCUAUAAAAGGAUUUGUCAAAGAAAGAGAAAGAAUAUAGGAAUGGAUACUUCGGACGCUGGACAAAAACGUUAUUAGUGUGAUUUUGCCAAUAUUGCUGAGACUUUUCAUUAAUUAUGAUUGUUCGCUUUAGAACAUACACUUUAUGUUAAUUAGGAUAAGUGUAAUGACCCUUAAAAGUAUUCCAUACUAGUACUACUGUGUAGGAUCAUAAUUUAUUUAUUAUUUAGAUUAUAGAUAGAGCGAAGACGAAAUUUAUUUAUAACUGAAAUUUUAUUAUCCCUAUCAUUGUUACUAGUUGACUAUAUAUGUAACUACAUGUAACAGAAACAAA
Molecule: messenger RNA, 3597 nt
Organism: Anoplophora glabripennis (Asian longhorned beetle)
Lineage: Eukaryota; Metazoa; Arthropoda; Insecta; Coleoptera; Cerambycidae
Product: mucin-3A
Exons: 7
Coding region: 343-3249 (968 amino acids)
Molecular function (GO): protein binding
Source: RefSeq, a predicted model, not a curated record